GAAUGCAUGAGAGGAUUUCACAGCAGAAAGAAUAACUUGUUUUUCCUGUUUCUGCAUAUCUCUUCAAGGCGUAAACAGGGGAAGUGGCAUGAGAGUAGCGCAUACACACACACACACACUCACUCGUACACACUGACAAGGGCAUGAUGCAGUCUGCUCCACCUGUUCUCCCUCGGAAACACUCAUUAAUCAGAGUUCUGACGUCUCCUGGAGCUCACGCUAUCAGCCCAGACCACACAGUGAAUGGAAGUCAGACUAAAAAAAUAAGUGCACCAACGAUGAAUGCAGAGAGAGAAGUGGGACUCUUAAAUCACUGCUUCGAUGAUGUGGAGCGCUUCAUGGGCCGUCUGCAGCAGGCGGCGGACGCCCGGAGUGUUCUAGAACAGCGUUCCAAGAAGAAGAGCAGGAGAAAGAGCAAAAAGAACAAAGAUGAUGACCUGCUGACUCAGAAAGCGACUCCCCCUUCAGAGGAAGAAUUUGUGGACAUUUUUCAGAAAGUCAAGUAUUCACUAAGUUUACUGGCUCGUUUGAAAGACUCAAUAUCACAUCCAAGUUCCGAAGAGUUGGUCCAUCAUGUCUUCACUCCACUGAACUUGACGGUGAAAGCCACUGGAGGUCCCUCAUUGGCGGCCUCAGUCUCCAGUCCAGCGCUAACCAGUGGAGCGGUCACUCUGCUGCAGGACACACUAACAGAGGAGGAGAAGGAGCUGUGGACGUCACUGGGAGCCAACUGGACAUCGGCACAUUCUCAGCCUGGAGGGGCAGUGUCUCCAUACACACCUGUGUUCCUGGAUGGAUGGCAGCCUGCUCUUUGCGAUGAUGAGGGACAGCCUCUUGAGGAUCCAGUUGAAUCAGAGCAAAGAUAUGAGGCCUUAGUGGAGAGCCAGGCAGCUCAGGAGACUGAAACAGCCACUUCCCCAGAUCAGCCAACAACUGAGGUGGAUAGUGGAGGUCUUGCUCCAGAUGCUGAGCGACUGUAUUGCUGUAGUUAUGACUUUGUGGCCAGAAACAGCAGUGAGCUUUCUGUACUGCAGGGAGAGACACUGGAGGUGGUUGAGUCUUCCAAGCGCUGGUGGAAAUGUAAGAACAGCUACGAUCAGAUUGGCUUUGUCCCUCAUAAUAUCCUGGAGCCUCUCUCUGCCCUGGAAAAUGCAGAAGCUGAUCAAACAAGACAGCCCAAGAAGGUGGCUCUGCCUCCCCCGGGCCAGAGGUUCUCCUACUCGGCUCCCAGUCCCACUGAAGCCAGCCCUCCGGCCUUCGGUGGCCAAAGCAUGCUGCCAGUGGGGGAGGACAAUGGUGUGUUAAAUGAGGAGCUCAUGCAACGGCUGGCGAAUGGUCGGUCGGGAUCGGCAUGGCCACUGGUCAUCCCCCGGGCAACAGAGACCUCCGCCCCUCUGGACUACCACUCACCGCCUGCAGAGGUCCAGAGCUGGCUAACAGGCAAAGGCUUCAGUGACGAGACGGUGCAGAGUCUGGGAAUUCUAACAGGAGCACAGCUCUUCUCACUAAACAAAGAGGAGCUGCGCUCCGUCUCUCCAGAAGAGGGCGUCAGAGUCUACAGCCAGAUCACUGUGCAGAAAUCCCUGCUGGAGGAUGUGAGGAAGUCCACCGAGCUGGAGGAGGUGAUGGAGAAACAGAAAAUGAAGGUGGAUUUGAAAAUGGAGGCUGGACAGAUGUAACACACACAAACACACAUACACACAUA
This is a messenger RNA of Clupea harengus (Atlantic herring), 1705 nucleotides long. RefSeq names its product EPS8 signaling adaptor L1a (gene eps8l1a). The record is from RefSeq and is a predicted model, not a curated record. Gene Ontology annotation, cellular component: ruffle membrane; plasma membrane; vesicle. Gene Ontology annotation, biological process: positive regulation of ruffle assembly; Rho protein signal transduction; regulation of Rho protein signal transduction. Gene Ontology annotation, molecular function: actin binding. NCBI's taxonomy places the organism in Eukaryota, Metazoa, Chordata, Actinopteri, Clupeiformes, Clupeidae.